Oncorhynchus mykiss (rainbow trout) is the source of this 3124-nucleotide messenger RNA. The record is from RefSeq and is a predicted model, not a curated record. NCBI's taxonomy places the organism in Eukaryota, Metazoa, Chordata, Actinopteri, Salmoniformes, Salmonidae.
AAAGUACAUUCCUAUUACUUUUUAGACUACAGAAAUCAUCAAUUGAGUUGGAUGGGGAAUUAAGCUCGCAAGUUAACGAUGUCAUUGUCCUGUGCGUGUAACAAUAACACCUGAACUUGAAAUAAAUGAUACUACCUCCGGUUCUUCAUCAUCAUCACCACCACCACCUUAAUGAUGACCAUUAGACUAUAUUAACAGUGACACUAAUAAAACAGACCCUCUACCAUGCAUGGGACGAUCCAUAAAGAAAAAUAAGAACGUACUUUCUCCACCUGAAUGACCUCUUGCAUUCUGAAAAAUUCCUUGCCUUCAGAGGACUGAGUGAUAGGCUGUCCUGAAACUUGUGCUACAGUAUGUCUGGAUCGAAAUGAUAUGCCCACUCUUUUCCUCUUCUGUCUAGUUGGAACCCAUCUUUUGUAUUCCUCCGGACUGUCUUUGGUCAAACUCUACAGUCACUUCACUGGACUCUAAUGGAUGGAUAUGGGGAUGAAGAUAGAGGGUUAUUAAUCUGGUACAGGAUCAAAUGAUAUGUAUAUGAGUAGCUGCUGUGUACCAUCAAUAGUCAUUGAAACCUGCUCUGGAACCGCAGGGAUAGUCAGGUAUUUUACCGGCUGAGCUAAUGGGGCCUCCUCAGCCACGUUGGCAAGUCCUGUUCCCUUCUUCUUUCUGUGUCUCCACUUCCCCCGUGAGGACGUUAUGUCUCGUGGUGGCCCUCAUGGUUGUCAUGGCGACACCGUGCCCCAAGAGCUGUCACUGCUCGGAGAGGAAUGGCGUGGUGGUGCAGUGCGUCUCCCGGAGCCUUGACCAGAUCCCUCCGGACCUACCGGAAGACACCGUCACCCUCCUGCUCUCGUCCAACCGGAUCAGCCACAUCCCCAACCAGGCCUUCAAGGACCUCCGCCGCCUCAAGGAGCUGGACCUGUCGCAUAACCACAUCGAGAGUAUCGACGCAGGGGCCUUCCUGGGGGUCUCCGAGGGACUCCGCUCCCUGGACCUCUCCAACAACCAGCUCCGCAGCGUCCCCAAGGAGGCCUUCACCAAGCUGAGUGCCCGUAUAAGACUCUCCAACAACCCCUGGCACUGCGAGUGUUCCCUCCAGGAGGUACUGAGGGAGCUGAGGCUGGACCCUGAGACGGUCAACGAGGUGAGCUGCCACACCUCUGUCCAGGACGAGUACGCCGGCCGGCCCGUCAUUCAGGUCCUGGACUCUGGCAUCAACUUCUGUAACUUCCACCACAAGACCACCGACGUGGCCAUGUUCGUGACCAUGUUCUGCUGGUUCGCCAUGGUGAUCGCCUACGUCAUCUACUACGUCAGGCACAACCAGGAGGACGCGAGGAGACACAUGGAGUACCUCAAGUCUCUACCCAGAUCCUCCCAGAUCAGCAAGGACUUUGACACAGCCAGCACUGUGCUCUAGCAGUGCUCUAUGUGUGGUGGCAGUGACAGCGGUGGGGGUUCUUACAUGUCCAUGGGAUAGUAAACACAGUGGCAAACUUGCAAGGUGUAUGUACAGUAACUAUUUUGAAUGUGAAGACGGGCCUCUGGACGAGCCACUGGACUGCACCUACCCGUCUGCACGUGCCUGACCGGCUCGCAGUGGGCCUCGGGUUCGUCAGUGCAAUCAACCUUUUUGUGUCGACUGUUUAUGAAGUCAUGGGGUCAAUACCUUUUGAGAUUUAUUUUUUAUUGGGAAGAAACAUGACCUCUACUUCUCAUCGUCAUAUGUUUUCCCAACAGUAGGAUUUAAUGAGAAAUAUAUUGUAUAAGUCUCUGAGAGUGUCUCCAUAUUGAUUUGGUUGUUGUGAUUGGUUGUAGUGCUAUACAGUACUAUUGAUCUAGUCAUUGUGAUUGGCUGUUACACUGGACUGAAUGUUCAUCUUGUGUCUUCAAGUGCCUAGAAACAGUAAACAGUACCUCAACCAAGGCACUGUGAAAGCAAAUGUUGAACUACAAAAUCCCUUUAAAGCUAGAAUCCUUAUCCACUGGGCACAGAUGUCAUUUCAAUGUCUAGUUUUGAUCUAAUUUUGGUUGAGUUGUCAGCUAACGUCAAUUCGAUGUGAAAUCAACAAAACAUUUCACCAUGUCGUUGGGUUUGGGUUAAAAGUUGGGGGAAAAUACGACCUUCCCUUACGUUGAUGACUUUUUUCAAAUCUAAUCAUUUUCCCACAUUGAUUCAACAUCAUCACAUAGAUUUUUGAUUUUAAAGGACGGUGGAAACAACGUUGAUUCAAUCUAUUUUUGCCCAGUGGGAGUUGUUAGAUCCAUUUUUUGACUUAUAAAUGAAUGAUACAUACCCAUUGAUUCUUAAGGAAUAUAAUGUAUAAAUGCCUCGUGAGCUUAGUUCAACUGUCGUACCCAAUCAGAACCCCAGAUAUGUGCUUUUUUUGCUUCAAUGUUUGCAAACAAGGUAAAUGUAAACAAAUACUGUCUGGCUUUAAAACAUGGUUAAAACGGUAAUUUGUUUGAUAUGUCCAUAGCUAUGUCUAUGAAUUUGACAGUGGUUACAUUUCUCCAGGCUUUUCACUAAACAGAGGGGCACCACUUUGUUAUUGUUUUAGCUGAAGAUUCUAGCUUUAAUAUGUCAUGUUAAAUAUUUUAGAUGUUGUGAAGGGUGUUAUGAAUCAUUUACCAUUACUCAUUUUGGCAAUCAAUGUGAUGCCACUUUCAGGACAUAAAUCUUUAAAUACUCAUAUCGGAUUUAGUUCCCAAACUGUCAAACACCCUUCUACAGACUUUGAUCGAUGCUGAUGUUGCGUCAGAAAGUCUAUGAUGACCAACAGUUGGAAGUAGUCUAUACUUCCUCAGUAGUGUAUGUGUUCUGUAUUGUUUUGUCUCUAUUGGUUUGUAUGUUUUGUCCCUUUAAUGGUAUGGGAUGUAGUUUAUGUUUAGGAGAGAGGAACUGAUGAAAGGAAAGUGAGAAAAGGAGACGUUCUAAUGUUUUAUUGAGACUUGUGUUGAAACGGAGAAACGUUGACCAUGAAAUCUGUCUUUGUCUGUCGUUUAGCCCCAGGGAUAUGUCUUGAUCUUGUUGCGCUCGUCUCUCUUUCUAAUUAUUCUUAGCAAAAUGGUUGUGAAUCAACCGUUGUCGUUUUUAUAUCUGAAAUAAAACGGUCUCUAACUA